Messenger RNA from Suncus etruscus (white-toothed pygmy shrew), 896 nucleotides. It is a transcript of the gene ITPA, whose product is annotated as inosine triphosphatase. Gene Ontology annotation, cellular component: cytoplasm. Lineage: Eukaryota; Metazoa; Chordata; Mammalia; Eulipotyphla; Soricidae. Gene Ontology annotation, molecular function: nucleoside triphosphate diphosphatase activity. Gene Ontology annotation, biological process: nucleoside triphosphate catabolic process. The record is from RefSeq and is a predicted model, not a curated record. The transcript is spliced from 8 exons. The coding region runs from base 13 to 642 and encodes 209 amino acids.
AACGGGGUCAGCAUGGCGGCCUCCUUGGUCGGGAAGAAGAUCGUGUUCGUCACGGGCAACGCCAAGAAGCUGGAGGAGGUCAUUCAAAUUCUAGGAGAUAAAUUUCCCUGUACCUUGGUGGCAAAGAAAAUUGAUCUGCCGGAAUACCAGGGGGAACCCGAUGAGAUUUCCAUCCAGAAAUGCAAGGAGGCAGCGCGCCAGGUGCAAGGGCCGGUCCUGGUGGAGGAUACCUGUCUCUGCUUCAACGCCCUGGGGGGGCUCCCUGGUCCCUACAUAAAGUGGUUUCUGGAGAAGUUAAAACCUGAAGGUCUCCACCAGCUGCUGGCUGGGUUCGAGGACAAGUCAGCCUAUGCCCUCUGCACCUUUGCCCUCAGUACCGGGGACCCCAGCCAGCCAGUGCUGCUGUUCAGGGGCAGGACACCGGGCCAGAUUGUGGAACCCCGCGGCUGCCGCGACUUUGGCUGGGACCCCUGCUUUCAGCCUGAUGGAUACCUGCAGACGUACGCAGAGAUGCCCAAGGCAGAGAAGAACAGCAUCUCCCACCGCUUCCGGGCGCUUAACGAGCUGCAGGAGUACUUCUGCCACCUGACUGCCUCUGGGGACAGCGAUGCUCAGGCUGGACGGGAAUGUGGGGAAGGCUAGACUGGACACUUUCACCCUCUGACAAGAAGCGGAGAGCGGAGAUCGCCUCCCUGCUCUUAGGAGGAGGAGGAGCAGCUGUCCCUGUUUGGACAAGGGACAUCAUUCUCUUGCCCUGCAACCCCUGACUUGCCACCCAUGAGGAGCCUGUGCCAUGAAGCUGGCCCUGGCAGGAUUCUGCGUUUGAGGAAGCAGCACAUGGACCUCGUGUUUGAAAUGCCACAAAUAAAAAAAUCCAAAUGGCACUUCAAGAAUCA